Strongyloides ratti is the source of this 1248-nucleotide messenger RNA. RefSeq names its product MIP20649p. The record is from RefSeq and is a predicted model, not a curated record. Gene Ontology annotation, cellular component: membrane. Lineage: Eukaryota; Metazoa; Nematoda; Chromadorea; Rhabditida; Strongyloididae. Gene Ontology annotation, molecular function: protein binding. Bases 1 to 1248 code for a protein of 415 amino acids. The transcript is spliced from 4 exons.
AUGUUAAAAUUAUUACUGUAUAUUGGAGUAUUUUCUAUUUUGAUUUAUUCACAAGAAGAAUGGAGAGCUCCUGAUCCACCAACAUCAAUUAAGACAAAAGCAACUACUAAUACGAUAACAUUAUGGUGGGAACCACCAGAAUCUUAUAAUCAAUUUUUAGUAAGAGGAUAUACUAUAUCAUAUGGUAUUGGAACUCCAUCAAGAAAGAUUGUUCUUGAAGGUCUCCAUAUCAAUUCAUUUACCAUUGAAAAUUUAAAACCUAAUACAACUUAUGUUAUUGUAAUGACAGCAUACAAUGAAGCUGAUGAAGAAGAUAGUGAUAAAGUUUUUUUAACAGAAACUACUGAUGUAGAAAAUAAAAUUGAUAAUGACAUGAUAUAUAAUUAUUUAAAAGUACCCCAAAUAACUGAUGUUAUUCCAUUAAAAAAUGGUAUCAUUGAAUUGAAAUGGGAUGAUACAAAUAAUAUAAAUUCAAUGAAAAAUUAUUUUAUAAGAUAUAAUAUUUAUGGAAAUGAUGAUGAGGAAGAAGUAAUAACAAUAAAUAAAAAUAUUUUAAUUGAUAAUUUAGAACCAGGAACAAAAUAUGAAUUUAAAGUAAAAGUUAAAGAUUCAGAUGGUAAUGAGUCAGAUUUUAGUGAAAAAAAAUCUGUAGUUACAUUAGAUAAAAUUAUAUCAAUUGAUACAGAAUCAUUUGAAUGUAAUUUUGAAAAAGGAAAUGAAUGUAAAUUUGUUACUGAUGGAGAGUGUCCUCUUAAAUGGAAAAAUAUAAAUUCAAAAGAACCUGAUAGUUAUUAUCCAUCACCUAGAUUUGGAGAUAUAUCUCAAGAUUCAUUUCAUUAUAUGAUUUUAGAAGCAUCAUCAGAUCCAUAUGAUACAUUUGGAAGAUUAUCCUCCCCAUACUAUCAAUUAAUUCAUGAUAAUAAUUUUUGUUUAACAUUAUGGAUUUAUGUAACACCAUCAUCUCAUGGAAGUUUUACAAUUUUUAUGAAAUCAUAUGAAUCAAAAGAACAUGAUAUAAUAUAUAAAGAAAGAUUUGAAAAAAUGUUAAUAUCUCAUUGGUCAAAAUUAAGUUUAGAUAUAAAAAAAUCUCAUUCCAUUUUCAAGAUAAUUGUUGAAGGACAAAAAUCUGUUACAAGUGAAAAAUUUAUGAUAGCUAUAGAUGAUUUUUCUAUUAUAUCAGGUCAUUGUGAAAAUACCUGGAAUGGUGAUACAAACAUUAUAAAUGAUAAAAGUAUGUUUUAUUUUUAA